Oryzias melastigma (Indian medaka) is the source of this 2153-nucleotide messenger RNA. RefSeq names its product zinc-activated ligand-gated ion channel. Gene Ontology annotation, biological process: nervous system process; monoatomic ion transmembrane transport; regulation of membrane potential. Gene Ontology annotation, molecular function: transmembrane signaling receptor activity; extracellular ligand-gated monoatomic ion channel activity; neurotransmitter receptor activity. Gene Ontology annotation, cellular component: membrane; synapse; neuron projection. NCBI's taxonomy places the organism in Eukaryota, Metazoa, Chordata, Actinopteri, Beloniformes, Adrianichthyidae. The record is from RefSeq and is a predicted model, not a curated record. The transcript is spliced from 9 exons. Bases 418 to 1671 code for a protein of 417 amino acids.
AUAACCACCAGGUCCAGCUCGCUUCCAUAUGACAGCUCAGUCUCCAUUGUACUAAUGAGAACAGCAGUAUAAUGGGGAAGCCUGCUAUGAUAACAAAUGGCAGAUGGAGCAACCUGCGUCUGCAUGCAAUAGGCAUAAUUACAUAAGGUUUGCUUGUUUAUGGAGACUUAAUGAGGGAAAGGCUUCACAGUCUGCUGUAAUUAAUUUUGAAAAGGGACUCCAGAUCUAUUGUAAGUCAUCGUUUAAUUUUCAGUGCCUGCCUAGGGCCGGCCGUGUAGACAAACAUUACAGACAGCCCUAUUUAAGAGUCCCGUCAGACAGUAUAUAACUGUCAGUUCAUCAUCUGUCAUCAGUUGUAUUUGUGCUAGCAAUAGUAGAAUUUUUAACAUAAAAAACUCUAAUUUACACUUAAAGAAAAUGAAGAGUGCAUCCUUGUUUGUGGCUUUUCUGAUCCUCGUUUUAGGAAGCAGGAACGUUGAUUUGACGUGCACAAGUCGCAGAUGUUUGGCAGAAAUGCUGAUCGCCAGGAACAUGCUAUCCAUGCCUCAGGAUGAAAACUGCUCUUUGCUAAUCUACGUACCGUUCAUCGAGUACCAAACUCUGUCUGUUAACACCAGAACUCUCCGUCUAAACAGCCGACUGAGAGCCAUGAUCAAAUGGACGGAUCCUCAGCUGGCUUGGGACACUUCUGAGUACCCGUACGAUGCAGUGAUGUUGCCGGUUGAUAAAAUCUGGACACCCAUGCUUCAAGUCACAAAUGGAAUAUCGACCAGCAUGGAGCACGACUCCAAUGACCUGCUGGUGUACAGCAACGGCACAGUGGAUCAUAAGGUGCAUAUUAAUGCAGAGAUCAACUGUGAAGUCAAUCUGUUCAACUACCCCUUUGCUGGGGAUGAGUGUCCCGUUGCCAUUGAAACUCUUUCAAAUGGAGAUUGCAUUACAUCCUUGGUACUGGAUCAGGUCAGGUCAAUCGACGGAUCAACUGGAGACUGGCAGACGAAUUAUGCAUAUCUGAAGAAAAAACGGGAGGACCGUAAUUUUAUUGCAGUGGGUUUGAAAAUCAGCUGGUCCAGCCCAUUAAUGACACUACUGUUGCCCACUAUUCUGAUCGUCCUGGCUGAUUUUGUCAGCUUCGCCCUGCCGCUGGACGGAGGUGGACGCAACGGGUUUAAGGUCACUCUGGUGCUCAGCUUCGUCAUGUUCCUCAACCUGCUCAACAGUCAGCUCCCCGGAGAUGGGGAGUGUAGCCCCAUCAUACGAAUCCACUUUUGCGUUUGCUUGGUCCUACUGGUGCUGAGCAUGCUGGUGUCCAUGGUGCUGACUCGUCUGGCCCAUGACGGGAGCCUCAUUUUCUUCCACCUGUUGAAGCAACCAGCACCACAAAGCUCAGAAGACAUCGAGGAGAAGGAUGAGGAAGAGCUGAAAGCAGACAUCCACAUCGCUCAGCUGGACGGCCCUGAAGACGUUCAGAUGCUCAGAAAGGUGGUGAAGUUCCUUCAGGGUCUUGAGGACAAGCAGAGCCAGAAGGAGCGUAACCACAUGUUUGCAGACAAACUGGACAAAAUCUUCUUUUUGUUUUAUUUGGUUUUUGGGAUAAUCUAUCUUGUUAUUAUGUUUGGAAUAAUGGCAGCUUAUAGAUGCACCGUGGAUCAUUUUAAUUUCUGGUACUAACACAACCAUCUUCUCAAUGAUCUCUCAUCUACUGUACAUCGAUCCUGACAAAGAAUAUGGAACAGAUAAUAAAGGAUUGUACUUCUAAAAUAUCAUUAAUUAGACUUUCGUGAAGGGAGAAUAUAUAAUAAACUAAUAAAGAUGUGAUUUUGACUGGUAGCAGUUCAUAUUCAUUAAAUCAUUAUUCUUGCAUUAUUGUAUUUGUCAUAUAGUUUCAUCUUUAUAUUGUGUCCUUUUAUCAUGUUGUUUAUAUCUAUGUGUUUGUGGUCCCAUUUGCUGCCAGAGCUUAAUUUUCCCCCAGGAUUUUUCAAUCGUGUUAAUUAAUAGAACAUAGUGUACCAGCUCAGAAAACGGCAAAAGAUCACAUAUAAAGUAAGCAACACAAUAAAUCAAAUCUUUUUUGUUUCAACCUGAAAUUUUAUCAGAUGUAAAAGACAGAAUCAAGACAUAAAUUAAAGAGAUAAGAUGAUGAUAUAUCAUAA